This is a messenger RNA of Arachis ipaensis, 983 nucleotides long. RefSeq lists its product as uncharacterized. The record is from RefSeq and is a predicted model, not a curated record. Lineage: Eukaryota; Viridiplantae; Streptophyta; Magnoliopsida; Fabales; Fabaceae.
AUGCAAAAGAAGGGUGUAUUGGAACUAGAAGGAGUGGACACUAUCUUGGCACAGAACAAGUUGAUGCACCAACAGAUCCAGCAACAAAUGGAAAUGAUGGCUAAGAGAAUAGAUAGCCUCCAACUAGCUUCAGUGAGCACAACAAAUCAAGCUUCAAUUGAAUGGGGUCAAAAUGAAGCAGGCAAUAUUGAGCAGCAACAAGAACAAGUUCAAUACAUGCAAAAUACCUCAAAUCCUUCUCAAAAUGACUUCCAUGGUGACACAUACAACUCAUCUUGGAGGAAUCACCCCAACCUGAGAUGGGGUGACAAUCAAAAUUCAUGGCAGAGAAACCACAAUUUCAACAACUCCCGUAACACAAACAACCAAAAUCAUUCACCCAGUAACACUAACCAAUACAAAAACUCACAAAACACAUAUCAUCCACCUCAUAACAACUCACAAACUCACCAAAAUAACUUUUCCACACUUCCAUUCAACUCACAAAAUAACCACCUCAAUGCUCCAAACAACCUCCACCAGCAACCAUCACCUACCAUACAACCGCAUCCAGAUUCCCAGAGGAUCUCUAACUUAGAGAUGUUAAUGGAGAAACUCAUCAAGACUCAAGAGAUGGCAAGACAAGAUCAAGCUCUGACACUCAAAAACCAAGAUGCAUCUAUGAAAAAUCUUGAAAGACAAAUGGGACAAAUGGCCAAACAUAUCACAGAGAUAGGUGAGAAGCGAGCACUCCCUAGUACCACUGAAGACAACCCAAGGGACACAGGAAAAGCCAUAAAAUGGGAGGAGUGCAAAGCAAUCACUCUGAGAAGUGGGAAGAAGGUGGAGACAGAAGCCAUCACUAAAGAAGAGCACAACAAAGAAGGCUUAAAAGAGGAGGUGAGGGAACAAAAGCAGGAGCAAGAAACCUCUACACAAAGUGAUAAAUUAGCUAAGAAGGAGGAAAUGAAAUCAUAUCAACCAAUGAUUCCAUACCCUCAAAG